Molecule: messenger RNA, 1242 nt
Organism: Suillus discolor
Lineage: Eukaryota; Fungi; Basidiomycota; Agaricomycetes; Boletales; Suillaceae
Exons: 14
Coding region: 181-1158 (325 amino acids)
Biological process (GO): reciprocal meiotic recombination
Cellular component (GO): synaptonemal complex
Molecular function (GO): ubiquitin protein ligase activity
Source: RefSeq, a predicted model, not a curated record
CAGAACUCCCUGGCCUGAAGUACUCGUACUGCGAGGAUGGAUGCAGAGUUACGAUGUAACCGAUUGACAUGUCGCAAGACUCUCAUUGAUAAGGCAGUGGUGACAACAUGCUCGCAUAUAUUCUGCGGUAAGAUCUGAAGAAGGCGGAACGACUGAACGCAAAGGGGUCACUGACUGGAAAUGACUCUUGUGGUUCCAUUAGUUGACUGUGCGAACGAAUUGUUCAAUGCCUCACGGUUAUGUCCUGCUUGUGAAACAACACUGACCGAGCCAGACGAUGUGGUUGUGUGCUCAUUACAUCCAACUAAUGACUACAAAACGUCUGUUCUUUCGGGCCUCAGCCCGUCCUUAAUCAUGGAAAUUUGCAGCCAGGCUCUAUCAUUCUGGCAGUAUCAGGUACACCAAGAGAAUUCAUUCCAGCAAGCGGUCAUCCGCAACCUCAAUGACAAACAAGCACAAUUGCAGAAGCAGCUAGACAAUGUCAUUAGAGAAGCUAAUGGGGAAAUCAAUCUUCUGAGCAACAAGGUCGCAGAGUUGGAACGAGACAUGGAACUGGAACGGCGAAAGGUUCAUGAACUACAAGAUUCUUCCAGAGAACGCGAGAAGGAGUAUCAAAAACUCAAGGCCCAAUACGACAAAGCCAAGCGGAAGUCGUUACUUGCUCCGAGCGCAGCCCCGCAUGGGCAGGGUGUCGGCGGCGGGAAUAUGUUUGAUCGACCUCCUCAAGAUGACCAUAAUAAAGGUACAGCUGGUGUGGAUAUUGGCCCGGUGAUCAGUAGAAUGGACGCGAAUGGGAUACAAAGAACUCCAUUGGUUAAUCGCACCAUGGCUGGCCCUUUCGGGCCUCAUCAAAGCGCCGCUUGGCCACAGCCUGCUCGCCCUCAGCAGCGCACCAACGUGCAGCGACGACCUUUUGCUGUCAGCAACAACGAUCAUUCAUAUAGAACAAACAGUAUGUCGGACCGUUCCGAUAGUGCCAACGAAGUUGAAAACAUGCUCCUCCCACACUUCAAUCGUUCAAAAGUUCCUCCGCCAUCCGGUGGUUCGGGUGGGUCCGGUUGGGGCGGGCCAAGUCCAAAUGCUAGACCUCGUCUUACCCAGCAGCAUCAGUUCAGUAGCAAUCAGGCCGUCAAACAUGGAUUCAGACCUGCAAGGUAAAUCUCAACACAGUAACAGUCUAUUCCGAUUGCGGCAGUAGUGUAGUCCCAGAAACAAAUAAUACAUGUAUCAUAUAGACGAGUC